Messenger RNA from Phymastichus coffea, 2049 nucleotides. RefSeq lists its product as uncharacterized. The record is from RefSeq and is a predicted model, not a curated record. The coding region runs from base 163 to 663 and encodes 166 amino acids. The transcript has 4 exons. NCBI's taxonomy places the organism in Eukaryota, Metazoa, Arthropoda, Insecta, Hymenoptera, Eulophidae.
GCGCAAAUGUAUCAGAAGACUCUUGCAUAGCUAAUCAGUCGUUGCCGAUUCACCGGUAGUCACCGAAUCAACACGAAAGUGAUCGUACGUUUUGCUAAUUACGUUCAAGAUUGUGAACAGUUUUCAUCGCUCGACAUUUGUUUGUUGCAGAUCACUAAAGCAAUGACAGCGCUUACAUUAGCAAUGAACGAGGUGCAUGACAUAAACUCGGAGGAGUUUAUGGGCGUUCGAGCGUAUCACACGUUCGGUCCAAACUUUCAGCAUGUUAUAUUACUUAACCAGUGGCAUUUUAUGUCACCUGCGAGCAGCAUGUCCAGUGGAAUUGAAAGCUUCAUCAUAGCCGAGUCCGAACGGCCGCUCAAGGACACUGGCAGCGACAGCAGUAGCACGUCAAAUUCAAAAGACCAAGACCAAUCUGAGGAAUCUCUCUUAACAAUUAUUCACAACGGACGAAAUAUUCUGGAUCUUAAGAACAAUAUCAAACCCUUCACUUGGCAACUCAGCUCGUCUACUGAACGGAGUGUGCCUGCCCAUUACCUUUGCGCAGCUCCAUCAGAAGUAUUGAACUUAUGUGAUCCAAUCUAUUCAACUACACCGAACACUUGUUCUAACUGCGGUUUUAGCGAGCUUAAUGACUGCUUGAUUCCCAAAUUCGAAAGUUAAUAUUCCGUAAAAGAGACGUUGACUCGUGUAGCGGAUGUAAAAGUUAUGAUUUUCUUCAUACAAAUGAUAAUGAAAUUUAGUUCAUAUGGCUCUUGAUACGAGUACUCGAGUUUCUAUUAAAUAUUUAGAGAAUUUUUAUCGUUUUUAUUGACGAUUCUAAGCUAUUUCAUUGACCACUGUCGCUAAAUGUUUUUUUUUAACAUAAAAUCCUGUUUAUAGGAUUUAGAUUGAGUUUUAUAAUGUAAGUUUAUUUUAUUGACGAUGUAUCGUUGAAUAUAUUCAGUUUUGCAGAUGAAAUCCUCACGGAAGGAUUACGAUUGUGGUAUAAGAUAAUUAUUCAUCGUUUUUUAGAUGAAGAAAGACUCAACUUGCGAACGCUAAAAUAUAUCGAUAUUUUGAAGAAUACAAUAAGAAAAAAUAUUCGAGAAAUAUUCUCGAAAAGAAUGAACCUUUUGUAGAUUACGUUCGAAUCAUGUGAAAAAUACUUUCAGUGUGAAAAAUGUGUAUAUAUGUUAAUUUAAGGAACGUAAAACUUUUUAUGAAUGAGCGAGUGUAUAGUGAAUACAAUAACAUUAAAUUGGCUUACACAAAUCUCGUAACUUUGGUUUCGACAACUGUGUUUAUAGUGAUACAUCAUUAGAAUGAACUAGGACUUUUUCAUGAAUUUAAUUUUCAACGAUAAAUUUUGAGUACUAACUGCCUUCUAAUUACUGUAUUUUUUAUUAAAACACAAUUAUAAUAGUAAUCACCAAAACAACCAAUGCGAUAUUGUAGCAAUACAAAUGUAUUCUUGCUACUUUUUGUGCACACCAUAGACUUUACAUUAACAAUUAAUACAUCAACUUCGUAUAUUUACUUUACAUUAUGAUUUCUUAAGCGGAUGUGGAAGUUUUAAUAAUUAUCGAUAAAUUCCUGAUUUACGCUUUCAAAAUCGUACAUAUUUUAUAAAACUAGUCAAUUCGUCGGAAUAGAAAUUAUAUACAUCAUGAGCGAACUUUGGAUAGUUUUUUGCGACAAAUUGGUUUUUUAGUUUCAUCAUACAAAAGAAUCAUCGAGAAGCGUCGAAUAUAGCAUAAACUUGUACGUCACAGCAUUUUAUUUGUAAUAUAUAUUAUUUUCAUGAACUACGUAAUAAUAAAGUACCAUGUAAUUAAUUAUUAACAUAAAUAAAGGUCCUCAAAAUAAAUCAAAAUUUAUUUUGAGUACCUUCAUUAAUCUGAUCCCGCAUAAUUAGAAUUACUUUUAAUUUUGUUACUUCAUGUUCAGGAAAAAAUAUGUAUGAAAUAAAUAAAAUGUUAUGAAUUUUCAUGCUAAAUAUAAUGCUGAUUGUUGAAUAAGAGAUUGGAUGAAAAGAGAAUUUAUCGAUGAAAGAUUAAAACAAUAAAA